UUGGAAGCGUCCGCCCCGCCCCUGCUGCCCGGCCUCCCCCGCCGGGCGCCAUGGCCGCUGCGGCCGGGGACGGCGCGGCGAAGCCACUGCAAAGCGCCAUGAAACUGGCCAACAAGGCCAUCGAGCUAGACACCGGCAACCGGCCCCGGGAAGCGUACAUGGAAUACCUGAGGAGCAUCCGCUACAUCUCCCAGGUGUUGCUCGAAGACGUGGAAAACACUACAGAAGCUGGGGAAACCGUGCCCCCUGAGACCUCAAAGAUGCUGAAGCUGGCUGAACAGUGUCUGGAGCGGGCCCAGUCAACAGCUACCAAACUUGGGAAAAUCUGCCUGAAGCCAUCCAUACCUGCAGCCCCUCCCGUGCCCUUGCCCACCAGCCGACACCGCCGAGUGUGUUCAGAUGAAGGGGGGAAGCUCUCUCCUUUCCUGCCCCCUGAGAUCUUCCAGAAGCUGCAGGUGGCAGAAUCGCAGAACUCUAAGAAGGAGCUAACACCACUGGAGAAGGCCUCCCUACAAAACCAGAAGCUGAGGGCCACAUAUGAGGCCCGGAUGGCCCGUCUGGACCCCAGCCAGGCCAUGCAGAAGACAUCACUGACCCUGUCUCUACAGCGGCAGUUGAUGGAGAAUCUGGUGAUCGCCAAAGCAAGAGAAGAGACACUGCAGCGGAAGAUGGAGCAGCGCCGCCUGCGACUUCAGGAGGCUGCCAACAGGAGGUUCUGCAGUCAAGUUGCUCUGACCCCAGAGGAGCGGGAGCAGCGAGCCCUGUAUGCUGCCAUCUUGGAAUAUGAGCAAGACCAUGACUGGCCAAAGCACUGGAGAGCCAAGCUUAAGCGGAGCCCAGGGGACCUGUCGCUGGUGACCAGCCUGGUCUCCCACCUGCUCAGCCUUCCUGAUCACCCCAUUUCCCAGCUCCUGAAGAAGCUCCAGUGUGCAGUAUACAGUGCACUGUACCCUGUUGUGAGCCGGGCUGCUAUCUGUGCUGUGCCUGCCCCAGGCAGCUGCUCCCUGCCCCCAGAAGCCAAUGGCCUCCUAGCUCCCGGGAGCCGGCGACUUCGGUCCUCCCAGAGCCUCUACUGCAUGCUUUCCCCCUCAGAGCCCAGUGCAGCCCCAAGAGCUCUGGACGGACCUCCUUCCACACCUUCUAUCCCCACACUCCACUCAGGCACCCUGGACAGAGAGGCAGAUGGCAGCCCAGCAGGGCCCUCCUCACCCCUGGUGGGUGCUUUACCCCACCUGCCAGACAAGGACAGCUCCUUUGAGGACCUGGAACAGUUUUUGGCUAUGUCUGAGCCACAGACCCCAGGAGCAAAGAGGGAGCCCUUGCUGGAAUGUCUGAAGAGCACAGUAAAGGACAUUCACAAUGCCAUCGACAGACUGCUCUCGCUGACCCUAUUGGCCUUCGAAAGCCUGAAUACAGCCACCUGCAAAGACCGCUGCCUGGCAUGCAUCGAGGAGCCCUUCUUCUCCCCACUGUGGCCCCUGCUGCUAGCCCUCUACAGGAGUGUGCACCGUACCCGGGAGGCUGCUGUGCGCAGGAGCAUGGAGCUGUACAGGAACGCACCCCCUACAGCCCUUGGCGUCCCCACCAAGCUCCUCCCACGCGUCCCUGAGGCUCAAGCCUCCACCUACCCCUACUGCACCGCAGCCCAGGAACUGGGGCUGCUGGUCUUGGAGAGCUGCCCUCAGAAGAAGCUGGAGUGCAUCGUGCGGACUCUGCGGGUCAUCUGCAUCUGUGCAGAAGACUACUGCCGUGCCCAAGAGGCCAGGCCUGAGGGUGGAUCCCAGCCCCCGGCUGCUGCCAUUGGUGCUGAUGACUUGCUGCCCAUUCUGUCCUUUGUGGUGCUGAGAAGUGGCCUCCCCCAACUAGUAUCAGAGUGUGCAGCCCUGGAGGAAUUCACUCAUGAAGGGUACUUGAUUGGAGAAGAAGGGUACUGCCUGACAUCACUGCAGAGUGCUCUGAGCUAUGUGGAACUUUUGUCCCGGGGACGGCUGGACAAGUAGUGGUGGCUGGACCUCACAGACCAAAGGAGCCACAGGGCCUCCAUACUGUUCUUUGUAUCUGGUUUGGGGACACUGGAGGCCAGCCUGCUGUGGUGGUAAUCUAGCUUGCCCACCUUCUUUACCAUAGAUCUGACCUGGAGGCCUCGGGCAGUGCCUCUUGGCAGGACAUGGCUGCUGAAUCAGGCUUGCUCUGUCUUGAGCCUGCCUCUCAAACCCCAUAGGAGAAAUCUGUAGCUGCUGCUCCUUGGGGAGCCUGCAACACUGAAGGGGCUUCAGUAAAC
Rattus rattus (black rat) is the source of this 2281-nucleotide messenger RNA. It is a transcript of the gene Vps9d1, whose product is annotated as VPS9 domain containing 1. Gene Ontology annotation, biological process: vesicle-mediated transport. The transcript has 15 exons. The record is from RefSeq and is a predicted model, not a curated record. Bases 51 to 2000 code for a protein of 649 amino acids. Gene Ontology annotation, cellular component: cytosol; endocytic vesicle. NCBI's taxonomy places the organism in Eukaryota, Metazoa, Chordata, Mammalia, Rodentia, Muridae. Gene Ontology annotation, molecular function: guanyl-nucleotide exchange factor activity; small GTPase binding.